AUGAGUGUUGCAUCUAAUUCUAGAGAUGAAAAUGAAUUCAAAGAGAAUCCUAUUGAAACAAAGUUCACAUGGACAACAAAGUGUGUAGAAAAACUGAAAGAGCUCCAUGUGUUACAACAAGGAAACUGGAAAUCAAUCAGUUCGUUACUAAAUGGACCUACACCCUUAGAGUGUAUGUUUAAAUGGUAGUAACUCCAUCCAGAUUCAGCACCUUCAAGAUAGUUAUGGUCACCUGAAGAGGACUAAUAGUUGAAGGAAUUAGUGUAAAAGUUUGGAAAAAAAUGGAGCAAGAUCUGUACAGUAAUGAAUUGGAGAACAGGAAAAUAAGUUAGAGAGCGUUAUUUGAACUAGCUUUAAGGAACAAUAAACUAAGACAAGUGGACCGAAGAGGAAGACAAAUUGAUCUUAAAACUAUAUAAGAAGUUUGGAACUAAAUGGAGCUACAUUUCAAGCUUUUUGGAUGGAAGACCUGAAAAUAUGGUCAAAAAUCGAUUCUAUGCCAAUCUAAAGAGAAGAUUCUAGUGUGAUUUAGGUGAUUCAGAUGAUGAAGAUUUCGAAGAAGAAUCAUAAAACUCAUCAGAUGAAGAAAAAAGUAAUCUACAAAGAAGGAGAAGACUUUAAAAGGGAAAGAAGGAACCACCUAAAAUCAAAAAGGUUGUGAUACAAGAUGAGAUUGUCGAAAAUUUCCAAAGAAUGACAAGAUCAAAAAAUCAUAAAUCAAACGAUGAGAGUUUAAAGUAGGACAGCCCUAACGAAGAUUAAAACAAUGAAAACAAUUCAGGGUUGUAACAUGUUCAGAGUUCUCCAAGCUACAACACUCAUUUAGGAAAUUAAAUUAAUAUAAAGGAAGAAAAUUAAUUAAAAUGUGAUCACUUUAAUAAUAAUCCUUCCAUUAUUUAAUAAGCUGUUCCAUAAGUUGCCAUGAUCCCCUCCACUGUUUCUCCACUUAUCUUUAACAGCCAAUUCGUGCCAUCAUAGUAGAAUCCUCUCAUUUACCCUUAGCACAAUUUACCAAUCAUCAAUACAUAACAAUUCAAACAGACUUAAAUUGACAGAAUGCAAAUGUCAUAUUCAUUAAAUCAAAUGACAAGAUUGAACUUUGUUAAUCCUUUCUUUGAAAUGAUGUAACAAUAAUAAUUGCUGAAUUAUCAAAUUCCAAUCUAAUCCUAAUAUUCAGGAUAGAUUGACCAAAUUACAUAAUGGGCAGAAUUUUAUAAAAUUUACAAUAACUAGAUGUUGUAAAAACAUUUGUAACCAUGAGGUUAACCAGAGAAUGUAAACAAUAUAUAUGUAAUCAUAUAAACAUAUUAUGCAU
This is a messenger RNA of Paramecium tetraurelia, 1315 nucleotides long. RefSeq lists its product as uncharacterized. Gene Ontology annotation, cellular component: nucleus. Gene Ontology annotation, biological process: regulation of DNA-templated transcription. The record is from RefSeq and is a predicted model, not a curated record. Lineage: Eukaryota; Ciliophora; Oligohymenophorea; Peniculida; Parameciidae. Gene Ontology annotation, molecular function: RNA polymerase II cis-regulatory region sequence-specific DNA binding; DNA-binding transcription factor activity, RNA polymerase II-specific. The transcript is spliced from 5 exons.